Molecule: messenger RNA, 803 nt
Organism: Bombus pascuorum
Lineage: Eukaryota; Metazoa; Arthropoda; Insecta; Hymenoptera; Apidae
Gene: mRpL13
Product: large ribosomal subunit protein uL13m
Exons: 4
Coding region: 147-683 (178 amino acids)
Biological process (GO): translation; negative regulation of translation
Cellular component (GO): ribosome; mitochondrial large ribosomal subunit
Molecular function (GO): mRNA binding; structural constituent of ribosome
Source: RefSeq, a predicted model, not a curated record
GUAUUACCAACAUUAGGAAAAUUUUAGUUAGAAGAUCGUACACUUGAUAUAAGAAUUUAACUCUAAAAAUACGAUGUUUAACACAGUCUAAAAAUAUAUAUUAUUAUUUGUACAUUCAAAACUAAAUUUUGAAUAGAAACUGCAGAAUGUCUCUUCUGCGCAAAGGACAGCAUUGGGGUACUUUUGCAUGUGUUUGGCACAUUUUCGAUGCAACUUGGCAAAACCCAUAUAGAAGUGCACAUUUGAUAAAAAAAUACCUUAUGGGAUUAUACAAACCUAUAUAUCAUCCCAUGAAUCAGUGUGGUGACCAUGUAAUAGUAAUAAAUAGCAAAGAAAUUGCAUUGCGUGGAAAUGAGUGGCAAAAGCGAGUAUAUUUUCAUCAUACUGGAUUCCAUGGUGGAGCUACUUGGACUCUUGCAUGGGAAUUACAUAGUAAAGAUCCUACUAUGAUUGUUAAGAAAGCAGUUUAUACAGCAAUGGAUGGAACUCUGCAAAGAAGAUAUACCAUGCAGAGGUUACACGUUUUUCCUGAUGAUAACGUACCCAAAGAAAUGUUAGAUAAUGUUACUAAUCAGAUCAAACAAUUAAGAUCUGUUCCAGUUAAACUGUAUGAUAUUCCACAAGAGGAAAGAGAUAAAAUUCCACGACUUAUAAAAUAUCCUAGUGAUUAUCAGCUCAAAUAAAGUUAUAUAUAUAGAUUUAAAAUAAAUUAUCAUAUUAUUUCAAAAAAUUUGUUUGCUUCAUUUUGAUAAAUUGUCACAUGAAAGUACUGGGAAGAUAUUGAAAAAUAAAACAGUAAAAUU